AUGACAACUGCAACCUCACCUAUUCUGCUAAAAUGGGAUCCCAAAAGCUUGGAAAUACGGACUGUGACAGUAGAACGGUUACUGGAACCCUUGGUCACACAGGUAACUACUCUUGUGAAUACAAGUAGCAAGGGCCCAUCAAGUAAGAAGAAAGGUCGAUCCAAGAAAGCACAUGUAUUGGCUGCUUCUGUAGAACAAGCAACACAGAACUUUUUAGAGAAGGGGGACCAGAUUGCAAAAGAGAGCCAGGAUCUGAAGGAGGAGCUGCUAGUGGCUGUAGAAGAUGUACGCAAACAAGGAGAAUCUAUGAGAAUUGCAUCUGCGGAGUUUGCAGAAGACCCUUGUUCUUCUGUAAAGCGCGGAACUAUGGUUCGGGCAGCCCGUGCUCUGCUUUCUGGAGUAACCCGCCUGUUGAUCUUGGCUGACAUGGCAGAUGUCAUGAGGCUUUUAACUCAUUUAAAAAUUGUAGAGGAAUCUCUGGAUGCUGUGAAGAAUGCCACCAAUGAGCAGGACCUGGCCAGUCGCUUCAAGGAGUUUGGGAAGGAGAUGGUAAAGCUCAAUUAUGUGGCUGCUAGAAGACAGCAGGAGCUUAAAGAUCUUCAUUGCAGGGAUGAAUUGGCAGCUGCUCGAGGUGCUUUGAAGAAGAAUGCUACCAUGCUUUAUACUGCCUCUCAGGCAUUCCUCCGACACCCUGAUGUAGCUGCUACCAGAGUGAAUCGAGAUUAUGUCUUCAAACAAGUACAAGAGGCUAUUGCUGGAAUUUCAAAUGCAGCCCAGUCUACUUCAGUGCCAGAUGACAAACAUGGACCUGUUGGAAUUGGUGAACUAGCUGCAGCUUUGAAUGAAUUUGAUAACAAGAUAAUUUUGGAUCCUAUGCACUUCAGUGAACAGCGCUACAGGCCAUCUCUCGAGGAAAGGCUGGAGAGCAUUAUCAGUGGUGCUGCACUGAUGGCAGACUCUUCUUGUACACGUGAUGACCGGCGGGAAAGAAUUGUGGCAGAGUGUAAUGCUGUGCGACAGGCCCUUCAGGAUCUUCUCACUGAAUACAUGAAUAAUGUAAGAGCGGGCACGUGGAGGCCAGAGAGUUGCAAAACUGGCAGGAAAGAAAAAGGUGAUCCACUCAAUGCUGCCAUUGAAAAAAUGACAAAGAAAACAAGGGAUCUGCGGCGACAGCUUCGCAAGGCUGUCAUGGAUCACAUCUCCGACUCGUUUCUGGAGACCAAUGUCCCUCUCUUGGUUCUCAUUGAGGCAGCAAAGAGCGGCAACGAAAAGGAGGUGAAGGAGUAUGCACAAGUCUUCCGUGAGCAUGCCAACAAACUGGUAGAAGUUGCAAACCUGGCAUGCUCCAUUUCAAAUAAUGAGGAAGGCGUGAAGUUGGUUCGCAUGGCGGCAACACAGAUCGAUAGCCUCUGCCCGCAGGUAAUUAAUGCAGCACUGACCCUGGCUGCUAGGCCACAGAGUAAAGUUGCCCAAGAUAACAUGGAUGUCUUCAAAGACCAAUGGGAGAAGCAAGUACGAGUUCUGACCGAGGCUGUCGAUGACAUCACUUCUGUUGAUGAUUUCCUGGCUGUCUCAGAAAACCACAUAUUGGAGGAUGUGAACAAGUGUGUCAUAGCCCUCCAGGAAGGUGAUGUGGACACACUCGAUAGAACUGCUGGGGCCAUCCGAGGACGGGCAGCGAGGGUUAUCCACAUCAUCAGUGCUGAAAUGGAGAACUACGAGCCUGGAGUGUACACCGAAAAAGUAAUGGAGUCCACAAAGUUGCUCUCUGAGACUGUUAUGCCUCGUUUUGCUGAACAAGUUGAAGUUGCAAUUGAAGCACUGAGUGCAAAUCCCCCACAGGCUUUCGAAGAGAAUGAGUUCAUAGAUGCUUCACGCUUAGUUUACGAUGGAGUACGUGACAUAAGGAAAGCAGUGCUGAUGAUAAGGACUCCGGAAGAACUGGAGGAUGAUUCGGAUUUUGAACAAGAGGACUAUGAUGUGCGUAGCCGGACAAGUGUACAGACUGAGGAUGAUCAGCUUAUUGCAGGACAAAGCGCAAGGGCCAUCAUGGCUCAGCUGCCCCAAGAGGAAAAGGCAAAGAUUGCCGAGCAAGUGGAGAGCUUCCACCAGGAGAAAAACAAGCUGGAUGCUGAGGUGGCAAAGUGGGAUGACAGCGGCAAUGACAUCAUUGUGCUGGCCAAGCAGAUGUGUAUGAUUAUGAUGGAAAUGACCGAUUUCACCAGGGGCAAGGGUCCGUUAAAAAAUACAUCCGACGUAAUCAACGCAGCAAAGAAGAUUGCAGAAGCAGGGUCCAGGAUGGAUAAAUUGGCUCGAGCUGCGGCUGACCAGUGUCCAGAUUCGGCCUGUAAGCAGGACUUGUUGGCCUACCUGCAGCGCAUUGCACUCUACUGUCACCAGCUUAACAUCUGCAGCAAAGUGAAGGCAGAAGUCCAAAACCUGGGAGGAGAGCUGAUUGUAUCUGGGUUGGAUAGUGCAACCUCACUCAUCCAGGCUGCCAAGAAUCUGAUGAAUGCAGUGGUUCUAACUGUGAAGGCCUCCUAUGUGGCUUCCACCAAAUACCAGAAGGUGUACGGCACGGCUGCUGUGAACUCCCCCGUCGUGUCCUGGAAAAUGAAAGCCCCUGAAAAGAAACCACUGGUGAAGAGGGAGAAGCCUGAAGAGUACCAGACAAGGGUGAGGAGGGGAUCCCAGAAGAAGCACAUUUCCCCAGUACAAGCUCUGAGCGAGUUCAAGGCAAUGGACUCCUUCUAAAGCUGCGCAAACCUUGUCAGUAGCCCUUUGAGAUGAUCAACGAUGCUGUAUUAAAUCUUAACAAAGCAAGCUGGAUGAUGUCCCUAAGAUGCAAAAAGAAAUCACUGACUGACUCCUAAAUGAAUUGGGACUGAUUUGAUGUUGGAAUGGGAGUUAGAUUUAAAUUAUAGAUUUAAAAGAUACAUAAACUCCAGCAUUGCUAUAGUUAAAUAAGGGAAUAAAAUGGGAUGGAGCUAAAAUGGCUAAACAGCUUGCUAACCUGAUCUCUGUGUUAAGCUUAUAGGGCUUUAAUAUCAAUGCUUGUAUGUUACAAUAAUGCAAUACUGGACAUUAAAAGCAUAAGGCAGAUGUGUUCCCUUUGUUUGGUGUAGUAUGAAGCACAACAUGUAACUUCAAUGGCCUUUUAUUUAUUUUGUAAUCAUACUAAUAACUGACGGUAUUAGGAUAUUAGGUUUGUGCUUUCAAGGGAAAAUUGAAAUCUUAUUUAUUCUGUGGGCAUUGGUAAUAAUUCUGCAGCCCUGAAGCCUGGUAAUUAAUGUUACUGACAACGAAAGUGACUACUAAUCAGACAUUAACUUUUAACGGUUCUGGAAACCAGCUCAAAAAGCAAACCCGUAGAAUAUAUAGACCUGUCGUGCUGCCGUCAGCAUGACAUUAUGGGAAUUGUUUCACAGGGACAAGAUGCUUGUGAUGCGACUCCUUAAUGUUCUCGAGCGGCCCUGUGCCACUCACUGACAGUGCUGUGAUAGCCAGUAGAUAGUGAGUAAUGUGUUAGAGUGGACAUAACAGUGGAUGUAGAAUUUUGAUUUGCCUGAACUGUAGACUAAUCUGUCUUUGUAUCCUCACAAUAAUUAAUAAACACUUCGUCCAUGCUCA
This is a messenger RNA of Carcharodon carcharias (great white shark), 3630 nucleotides long. RefSeq names its product catenin (cadherin-associated protein), alpha 2 (gene ctnna2). Gene Ontology annotation, molecular function: structural molecule activity; cadherin binding; beta-catenin binding. Gene Ontology annotation, biological process: cell-cell adhesion; cell migration. The record is from RefSeq and is a predicted model, not a curated record. Gene Ontology annotation, cellular component: adherens junction; actin cytoskeleton; catenin complex. The coding region runs from base 1 to 2754 and encodes 917 amino acids. Lineage: Eukaryota; Metazoa; Chordata; Chondrichthyes; Lamniformes; Lamnidae. The transcript is spliced from 19 exons.